AUGGAUUUCUCAACAAUGAUGAAUGCGGCGAAUAAAAACGCGAAGAAAGCGUCGCGAGAAGUUGAUCGAAUACAAGAAGAGGUGAACAGUGAGAAAAAUGAAGCACGCCGUCAAUUGGAAGCCGAGAAACGCGCGCGGCUGGAAAUUCAACGGAGGAAACAGGAGAAAGAGCAGGAAUUAGCCAGAAAGCGGAAGGAAAGAGAAGAAGAAGAGCGGCGUAAGAACUUUACGAUUCCAAAACGUGAUGGACCAUCAUCCUCAUCCUCAUCUGUCAACACUGCUGCUGUUCGUGCAGUUCUGGAACGUCAACGUGCCGAAAAAGAAGCGAAAGAAAAGAAAGCUGAAAGUGACAAACAGAAACUUAUGGUUUUGAGAAUGCAAGCAAACGGUGGAAAAGCUACAAAAAAGAUGGGAAAGCAGUUUGGAUUAGAUGUGAUUGAUCUUCAAACACGCUUCGGAGGUAACAACGAGCAUCUGGAAACUUUGCAAAAGAGAAAAUGGAAAGAAGAAGAAGAGGCCGACGUCGAAGCUGAUAAAUAUCGUAAUGGAGUAUAUAAGGCACUAGCAGCCAAGCAGAAAAAUGAAAGCGCAUUGAGAGCGACUGUUCAAGGUCCUCAUCGGGUCUCUACCAGUAAAUCCAACAGUUUAGCCGGAUUGUGCUCUCGGCAUGAAAAAACGCGAGACACAUUUUCUCCUCCAAAAGAUGGCAGAAAAGUUCCAGAAAAACGCCAGCCAGUGGUUGAGAAAAAGAAAAUUCAACCAGCAGCUCCGAUUGAUUUCCAAAAGCUAAUGGCUGCCGCUGACAGUCUUUCCCAAGGAAAAACGGUAAAUUUGGACCAUCUUCAAGCCAGACCUGCAAAAUCGGUUCAAAUGCAACAAAAAUCCUCAUCUUCAAACGGUCAACAGAAAUCUGGACUUAGCAGUUCUGAUCGAGAGAAAUUAAGAGAGAAGGAAAGAAUGAAAGAAAAACAAGAAAGGCAACAAGAAGCAGAAAACCUGAGAAUGAAGGAAAAGGAAAGGGAAAAAGCUCGGAGCGCUGCAGCUGCUUACCAUAAAUCAGCCGCAUCGAAAAGUCAACCAUCGUCAUCUUCAAACGGGUCCAGCAGUGCACCUCCGAAAAAAGAAGUUCGAAAACCGUUUACCAAGGCGCCAACACCUCCACCACUUAUUCCUGCUGCCGUUCCCGGAAAGAAAUAUCUUCCCGGAGAUGUGAGAUACAAGGAACAACAGUCCUUGAUCAGGGCCAUCGCUGCAGCACCUGGAAGUUCCCGAUCAUCGGCUCCUCUCCCGCAGAAUAGUAGUGAGUCAAAUACUGUAUCGAAAUUGUGCAUCAAAUAUAAAAUUGCAGAAGAACGAGCUCAAGCGGUUCGCGAAGCUGAGCGUCAACGCGAGAAGGAGCGAGAAAAACAGAGAGCUAUGAAGCGAGCACGCCAAGAAAGAGAACAAGACGAGUAUGAUAGGAGUAAGAAGGUCCAGAAAAGAAUGGAUAAGCCUGGUCCUUCGUCGUCGUCUUACUCUUCAUCCUCGUCAAUGAAGAACUCUGAUAGACGUAGCUAUGAAGCUCGUCGAAUGGCAGAACUACGUGAGCAACAAAUGAGAGAAAGAGAAAGAAAGAAGAAGAUGAUGAAUAGGGAUCGAGAUUCACGAGGUGGUGGCGGUGGUAGCUUCUAUCGAGGAGGUGAUGAUUACAGUGAUGAAGAAGAUGAUGAUGAGGACGGGUACGAAGAUGAAGACGACUACAGUGAUAUGGACGAUUUCAUUGAUGAUGACGAUAUUGAUAUGGACGCAGCGCAUAGAAAAGAAUUAGAAGAUACUUUCAAAAUCGUGAAUCGGAGAUACGAUACGAAUGAAUGGUCUCGUCGUGAAAAGAUGAUCUCCGAACGAGACAUGCACUCCGACUUCCGUCGGAUACAGACGGAAGAGAACUAUUCGAAACGUGCUGGAUAUAUGGAGGACCUAAAGGAAGCUUCCAAAGGAAGAUCAGUCAGACUCUAA
Messenger RNA from Caenorhabditis briggsae, 1995 nucleotides. Bases 1 to 1995 code for a protein of 664 amino acids. The transcript is spliced from 9 exons. The record is from RefSeq and is a predicted model, not a curated record. NCBI's taxonomy places the organism in Eukaryota, Metazoa, Nematoda, Chromadorea, Rhabditida, Rhabditidae.